Molecule: messenger RNA, 3124 nt
Organism: Topomyia yanbarensis
Lineage: Eukaryota; Metazoa; Arthropoda; Insecta; Diptera; Culicidae
Gene: dap
Product: cyclin-dependent kinase inhibitor 1B
Exons: 3
Coding region: 639-1394 (251 amino acids)
Biological process (GO): regulation of cell cycle
Cellular component (GO): nucleus
Molecular function (GO): cyclin-dependent protein serine/threonine kinase inhibitor activity
Source: RefSeq, a predicted model, not a curated record
ACCUCUUGGCUAGUCUCGUUGAAAGCGUCGUUUGAGUGAGUGUGUCUGCUUGGCAGUUGUGUCGAUUCGACUGAAAAUUAACUUUAAUUUAUAGUGAUUGUUCAACGCCUUGAUAGAAGUGGCAUUCUACUCGACAAGAAGUUAAUAACGGUUUCAACUGUUGGUGUAAAAAUUACAAUUGGAGGUCAACAGAAGCUGUGCUUUUGUGUUGCGUAAAAAAACAAUCUGAGAAGCAAGUGACGUCAUGUUUUGAAAGAUUUUAUAUUCAUAAAUAAUUGUUUCAAUCGGUGAAAAAACUUGAUAAAACUAUUACCCAACAUUGCAGAGUAUAGAAAUACACCUGUGCUGGUUGAAGUUUCCCGAGGAAAAGUGAUUUUUCCAUCGUAAAUUAGUUAGAAAUCAACCCAGUGAAACUAACCUCAAACAUCAAACAAAAUAUACUGUGGGUUUGUGUUCGUCAGCAGAAAAAGGAAACGCAAACGAGUGUGGUAUCAAAAUAUUUUUUUCCGUUCCUCUGAUCAAGAAGAAAGAAAAGAGUGAUUUUAUAUUUACGACUGAAGCAAAUAAUAAACAGUGUCACAAACACGGGAAGCAAUCUCGUCUUUACUGAACGGGAAAGUAACAGUAUAAAAAAAACAAUGAGUGCUGAAGUCAUUAUUCCGAGGACUGCUUCGGAUAUAAUAUCGAAUUGGCUUUCGGCGGAGGUUGGCAAGAGACCAACUGCGAAAAUCAGUAGUACUUCGGUAGCCCGGGUUAAGCGAGAUUUGUUUGGACCGGUCGACAAGGAGGAAUCUAAUAAAAUCUUCAAGCACGCACUUGAGGUCCAGAAUGAAAUGUCCAGCAAAAAAUGGGGCUUCGAUUUUCGUACCGGCCAGCCCCUGGACAACCACGACCGGUAUCAGUGGGAACGCGUUGCAAACACUUCAGCACCCGCCUGUUUCACGGGAAUCACACUGAUUCGUGCGGCCCAUGUUGUAUCCCAGACGACGUCGACCAACUCGGAAGAUCUGUUGGAUCAACGUGCCGAGAGAGAAAACCGUAUCAACUUCAACACGGAAACAUCCCCUGCCAGUCCCGCUGGGUCAGAUUCGGAAAUGUACAGUUGUGGACCGGUACGGACGUACCCGUUGGUGCUGCGUAGUGACACAUUGACGCCGAUUGAUGCCGCCACCGCCACCAUCAAAAACACCACCAACACCAGGGUCAGCAGUAGUUCGUCAUUCUCUACCUCGGCGACCAGAGCGCAGCGGCAGCAGCGAAUCACAGAUUACCUCAAGGAGCGCAAACGUCUCUCCACCGGUAUCCCUAAGGUUUCACUAGCUAAAAAGGCCCGCCAUAUGUCAGCGCCAGCGUGUAACGCGUCCGGAUCUCAAUCGAACACGGCAUCGCAGUAAAAUGCAUCUCCCUUGAAGAUCUGUUGAGUGACGGAGAAGACCCUUCGCCGCCGAACUGACAAUGAUUUUUCCCUACCUUCACUUAUACAUGUAUAAUUCGUGAAAAGCAUAGAACACAAAUUUUAUUUUAUACAAAAUUUUAACGAAGACUAGGGGGAUAGAUUUACAGAGGAAUUUUUCCUGCUUUAGAAGGGAGUAUCAACAUAAGAUUACUGCUAUUGUAAAAAAAAAUCAACUGAUACAUUGGAGUAAUCUCAGGCUCUAAGCGUUCGAUCAACAAUGCCAUCUUAUAUUAAACUAGUAGUUCAAGCGUAGUGAGUAGCUUUUAGAUCGCAAAUCACCAGUUUCGAAUUUUAGCACUGAAUAAUUUGGGUUCGAAUCGAGAACGAAUCUUGCUGAACGCAUCAUUUGCUUUUCAAAGGGUCGUAAGAGAAGUAAGGACCAUUACAGGGACCAUGAAGAUUUGUGACUCCCUUUCGGAUACUUUUGUGCGAAUUCAGUGGAUUUAUUUUUCAUUUUCGAAAAAAAACUGUAAAUAUACUUAUAAGAAGUUAAAACAUGUAGGUACAUAUAAGCUUUGAAUCAUUUAGAUUAUCUUUCAGCGAUGUUUACUUCCUUUCCGAGAAACAUACUCGUAGGCUGUUCAAUCUAGAGUGUGUUUAUCGGAGAGGAGUAGACCGGAAAGAAACCUUAUUGUAAUUUAAGCUGUCUGAAGCUGUGACCCAAAAGAUAAUAAACAAGUCCAAUAUUCCACCAUUAUCGUCUUAGUAUGAUAAUGCUGCACUGUUGGACUCCAAAUAUUAUCAUCGUUUAAUCGGUGAGUUACAGCUUCGAACAAAUUUCCACUCUAUUUUACUCUUUAUGCUAUAUCUGUUAGGCUCAAACCCAAACUAAUGUUUCCACGGUACUAAAGCAACAUUUUCCCCAAUAGCGAAACGAUCUCAAAAGAAUCUUCGUUGCAAUAUUUUACAUGUGGACAUUGCUGCAAUACUAUUUUUUGAGUGCAAUACCGUCAACCGCCCGGGGGUUCUGUGCUCACCGUGGAAUCAUUUGUCCAACUGUUUGAGCCUUUUCUAUUGUACAAAUUAGAAGAGCUAACGUGUCUCCAUUCAACAACAAAAAAAACGGAGCAGGAGUGCCUGCCUGCCGAUGUGCCAAUAAACUGGGGGCUAGAGAUCACGAUUGAUCCAGGUAGAAUCGUUAGCAAAUAAAAUUUAUUCAAGCCCUUCAAAGCAAAAAGUCAAGCUGUUGAUCUUCGACCUUCGGGAUUCUUUUUCUCGAAAGGAUCGAAUCUAAAAUUAAACUGUCUCCAUUCAUUACCACGUACCAUUAACGUGAACCGUACUAAUCAUAGAAUCGAAACUAAUAUAUUAACAAAAUCUUUCGCUCGUAGCUCCUCAACGUUUUAUUUAUUCUGAUGAUUAUGAAUCUUUUCAUUUCUGAACCACUUUUUUUACUUCCGUUAUUUGACUGGUUAUUAGUGUCAAGUGACGGUAAUCAAACGUCAUAAGAUCCCGUACAAAUAAGCAUUAUUCCAAUUACAUAUUUACAUUUACCUCUGAAUUACUCUUAUCAAACCCUUGUAGUUGUAAGAAAAAUGAAUUGUGUUUGUGGCGUAUUCGAGGGACAAUAAUUUAUGUACAAUCGAUUGGUUAGUCUAUUUAUAUAUAAUUGAGAACAAAUUACAGAAAUAAAAUCGACAAAUACAAUAAAAAACCUUCGAACAGAAA